Molecule: messenger RNA, 3727 nt
Organism: Polypterus senegalus (gray bichir)
Lineage: Eukaryota; Metazoa; Chordata; Cladistia; Polypteriformes; Polypteridae
Exons: 9
Coding region: 261-1868 (535 amino acids)
Molecular function (GO): zinc ion binding; GTP binding
Source: RefSeq, a predicted model, not a curated record
CGUAGUUAGACACCAUGAAAGGUGCAGACAGAAAGCAUUCUUGAUGGUAUCCCUCAUUGCCCCGUCCUCGUGUUCCUAACUACGUCAUACUGUCGUGACACGGAAUGCCUUUGGUGGGAGACCCCCAGUUUGUGAAAGUCUUCCCGCACUGCACACGCCCUGCAUUCCUACCUUUGCGCCAGGUUUCUUCGUUGUGGCUUUUUUUUGCCAAAUGACAGCAGCUUUCUCUUUCGAUCUAUCGAAGUUGCCUGUGUUCGAGAAUGGAUCCGGAGUUCGUGACUUACCUCUUCUGCCCGCUGUGCCAGGAGCUGCUCACCGAGCCCGUCUCCAUUCCAUGCGGACGCACGUUCUGCGAAGGCUGCCUCAGACAGCUGUGGGAUGACAGCGAACGCAAAAACGAAAACUUCAGCUGUCCCACCUGCAAAGAUGUUUACAACCCCCGGCCGCACGUGUAUAAGAACGGCAUUGCCACGGAGGCGAUCAAGUACUUGAAGAAGCGGCGCCUGAGCCGCCCGGGGGAGAAGCUGGCUGGCCCCGAAGACGUGGCGUGCGAUGUGUGCAGCGUCGUGAAGCGCAGAGCCGUCAGUUCGUGCCUCACCUGCCUGGCCUCGUACUGCGAGACGCAUAUCAAGCCGCACAGGACCGCCGAGGCUCUGCGGAGGCACGUGCUGGACAAACCGACCGCCAACCUGCCGUGGAAGCCGUGCGCGGAGCACUGCAGGCCGCUGGAGUUGUUCUGCCGGACCGACAGCAAGUUCAUCUGCGCCGUGUGCUUGGUGCGCGGGCAUCAGGGGCACAGCGUGGAGAUGGCGGACGAGCAGGAUUCCCAAGGCGGCUCAAACCAGCACCCUGAUCAGAAGUCGCAGGAGACACACAAUCUGUAUAACCAAGAGGGCUCUCAAGAUUCAACAAAACCACAGAUCAAGGCUUUGCUGGAGCGGUUUACAGAAGAGGUCUUUGUAAAGAUGCAGUGGAACAAAAAGUUACCUAAAUCGACAAACGAGCCUUGGAAUCGUUCAUAUAGAAGUGAUUCUGUUUCUGUUACAAAUCCAGAGUUUGAUGAAACAGAUGAUCAGCUGGGAGGUGCAGAUAUACAAAGCAACUCCGAGCUGAGGGUGGUCUUACUUGGACGAUGUGGUGUUGGAAAGAGUGCCGCUGGAAACACCAUUCUGGAAACUGACAUAUCUUACCCAGCACCCUUCUCCUUUUUCUACUCCCUCAUUCGUAAGCAGGAUCCGCCAUUCCGAUCUGAAAUCAGCAGCCAGUCAAUCACUCUGUGCUGCGAGAAAAAAAAUGCAAAGAUAAGAGGGCAGCGUGUCGUCGUUGUUGACACUCCUGGAUUCUUUAAUACUCGCCUCUCUCUCGAGGAUGUCAAACAGCAGGUCAGAAGUAGCAUUGAGCUGGUCUUCCCAGGGCCCCACGUUUUUCUGCUAGUAGUGCAGCUGGGGUGUUUAACCACCGAAGACAAAGAAACGGUAAAGAUAAUUGAAGACCUUUUUGGCAAGGAGAUCCUGGGAUAUACCAUAGUCAUUUUUACUCAUGGAGACCGUCUGAAGGGCAAAAAGAUUGAAGACUUUCUUCAGGAGGCUGAUGAAAAUCUCUUGGAGCUACUUCAAAAGUGUGGCAACAGAUAUUUUGUGGUUAAUGAAGCUGAAGCAAAAGGUGUUGGAGAGACCAAGAAGCUCUAUGAAAUAAUCGAUCAAAUGGUGAUUGAGAAUGGUGGACCCUUCUACUUGAAGGAUGACAUUCAGGAGACCACCAAUGACUUCAAAAUAGGUACUGAAGAUGCCUGGAAAAGGAACAGCAAGAGGGAACCUCCUAUAUUUCUAGUCGAGAGUCCUGCUGAAAUUCCAGUUGCCACCAGUUAAUGAUCUUCUCUCCUUUGUGAUCUGCUUUUUUGGCCUACACUCUUCAACACUGUCGCAGUUUUGCCUGAAUAUGCUGCUCUUGGACUUUGAAAACUCAUCAUACCGUCAAAGCAGGAAACUGAAUGAAGCCCUUGGCUUCCCUCAUGACCCUCGGUGCAAAUUAAGUGGAUUUUAAAAUGGAUGGAUAGAUUUAUGUGAAUCUGUCAUGCUUCAGGUGAAAUUUUUCUUUGGGCAAUGGAAAAAUCGCCUUGUGGGCAUCACGGUAAUGGCUCUGCUACCUGGAUAUACUUUGGAAUGCUGGCCCACUCGUUACCCUUGUGGAUGCCCACUGUGUCUGUGGGGUUUCUUUUGGGGUGCUCCUUUUUUUACCUUCCAUAUCUCAAAUGUGCAGAUUAGUUUAGCUGUGAUCUCAGAAGUGGCCCAGCAAGCGUGAGUGUCAGCGUGUGAGUGACUGUGCCUGACAGACGGCCGUCCCAUUUAGGGUUGCUUUCUGCCUUAUGCACAAUGCUGCUGAAAUGGGUUCUGGCCACUGUGACUUUGAACUGGAUUGAGCUGGUUUGAUAAAGAACGGCCAGAUGGAUGGCAAAUCACACUAUUUAGGUUGACAGGAUCAAAAUGGUCAAAUCUAGCUUCCCCUUGUGCCAAAAUGCAGCAGCUGUCUGUCUGUCAUUCCUGCAUGACUCCAUAAGCAGCACUAAUAAUCAGUAGGCGGUGUGUCACUCUGUAUCUAGUAGGCUUUGAGCUCAUAUAUUUAAAAACCUACUUAGGAAAUAUUCUUUUAUAUACAAUAUCAUUUUAAUUUGUACUUAUUACAGUAUGCUCCAUUGCUUACUUUUUCCAAAUUAUGCUGGAUCAGUCAGUAAGUAGAAUAGUUUUGGGCUUUGCCAAGAGAAACCCUGAGAAGGUUCUUUAUUGUGGGAGAUUAGGGGUUUUGUCCCGCUUCCUCUUAUUUUUCAUAAUUAAACAGUGAUUGGUUUACUGUAUCAUAACUUUAUUAUUAAAAGUUACCAAAAGUGACCACACACUGGACAUGCCGGAGCAGCGCAAACCACUGACCUGCUCACCCCUGCGACAUUUUAAAUUGCUGCUCUCCUUAAUCUUUCAGCCUCCAAACUUCUGCACAAUAAUAGCACUUGCAGAAGAGAAUGGCUGAAACGUAGGGAGUGUCUCAGCUAACAAAGAAAGCAGAAACAUUAUCCUGCUGUUACUCAAUUAGGGGGGCUCCUGGCAGUGCCCGACGCAGAUUAUAUGCUCAAAAAAAUAUAUUUAAUACAUGCAAAGUGGUCGAUUUUGGCCAUUUUCCACAGAUCUGUUUUCACUUUGACAUUACAGAGUCUUUGUGUUUGACAGUGUCAAAAAAUGGCAAAUUAAAUGCACUGGGAUUCCGGGUUGUAUAACAAUAAAAUGUGAAAAACUUCCAAGGGGCGAACGUGUUUUACAGGCCGUGUAAUUUCCGGCAUUGCAUCUGGUCCAUCCGUAGCAAGAGCUAAGACUCCUUCGCUGUUGACACAGUUGCUUUCAAUGGGAUCAGAGAGGUCUAAUUUAAGGUGCCAGGUCGUGUUUUUUUGUGAGCGAGUGACUACAGUUUUUCUCGAUCGCUUUGAUGCCAUUCUCGGUGCUCUUAAUGUGAUUCUCAAAACAGUUGAGGUAUUUCUUAUAACACCGACUCGCCACUGCAAAACACACUAAAACAAUCAAAACCUCACAAAGUCGGUCAGUCACUUCAACACUGCGACCAACAAAUAAGAACCUUUCACCACUGUUUUAAGACUGAGACACCAAAUUAUUUUAUACCAGUAACGGCGCACUGCACGAUAACCUGCAGUGAAUCCACUUGACUUGAUCAUUCCUCAUUUUCC